AAGUUUCAGUCAGAACUCUUACCUCAUGAUACACCAGAGGACUCACACAGGAGAGAAACCAUAUGAAUGUCCAGAGUGCGGGAAAGCUUUUAGUUGGAAUUCUGACUUGGUGAGACACCAGAGGACUCACACAGGAGAGAAACCCUAUGAGUGUCCGGUUUGUGGGAAAAGUUUCAGUUGGAAUUUUGACCUGGUGAGACAUCAGAGAACUCACACAGGAGAAAAACCAUAUGAAUGUCCAGUUUGUGGGAAAAGUUUCAAUCAUAAUUGUAACCUUGUGCAACACCAAAGUACCCACACAGGAGAAAAACCAUAUGGGUGUUCAGAUUGUGGGAAAGCUUUCAGUUGGAAUUCUGAUCUAGUGAAACACCAGAGGACUCACACAGGAGAGAAACCAUAUGAGUGCCCAGAUUGUGGGAAAAGCUUUAGUCAUAAUUCCUACUUGGUUAUACACCAGAGAACUCACACUGGGGAGAAACCGUAUGAGUGUCCAGAUUGUGGGAAAAGUUUCAGUAAUAAUUCUAACCUUAUCAAACACCAGAGGACUCACACAGGAGAGAAACCAUAUGAGUGUCUAUACUGUGGGAAAAGUUUCAGUCAGAACUCUUGCCUGGUGAUACACCAGAGGACUCACACGGGUGAGAAACCAUAUGAGUGUCCGGAUUGUGGGAAACAUUUCCAGCAGAAUUCCAAUCUGGUUAUACACCAGAGAAUUCACACAGGACAGAAACCGUAUGAGUGUCCAGACUGUGGGAAAAGUUUUUGUCGAAACUCCAACCUGGUGAUACACCAGAGGACUCACACAGGAGAGAAACCAUAUGAAUGUCCAGAUUGUUGGAAAAGUUUCAGUCGUAAUUCUGCCCUACUGAUUAUGCAUCAGAAGAUCCGCACUGGUGAAAAACCAUACAAAUGCUCCGAAUGUGGUGAAGUUUUUCACUACACUUCCCAACUUAUUCAGCAUAAAAGAACCCAUAUUGGAGAAAAGCCCUACCAGUGCCCACAGUGUGGCAAAAAGUUUAGUAAGCAUGCCACGCUGGUGAUACACAAGCGGACACACACUGGAGAGAAACCAUUUGAGUGUCCAGAGUGUGGGAAAAGUUUCAGUCGGAACUCUUACCUGGUGUUACACCAGAGAACUCACACAGGGGAGAAACCAUAUGAGUGUCCAGAUUGUGGGAGAAGUUUCAGUCGGAACUCUUACCUGGUGAUACACCAGAGAACUCACACUGGAGAGAAACCAUAUGAGUGUCCAGAUUGUGGAAAAAGCUUUAGUCAUAAUGCCUACUUGGUUAUACACCAGAGAACUCACACUGGGGAAAAACCGUAUGAGUGUCCAGAUUGUGGGAAAAGUUUCAAUAAUUAUUCUAACCUUGUGAAACACCAGAGGACUCACACCGGAGAGAAACCAUAUGAGUGUCUAUACUGUGGGAAAAGUUUCCAGCAGAAUUCCAAUCUGGUCAUGCACCAGAGGACUCACACAGGGGAGAAACCAUAUGAGUGUCCAGAUUGUGGGAAAAGUUUCAGUCAGAAAUCUUGCCUGGUGAUACACCAGAGGACUCACACUGGGGAGAAACCAUAUGAAUGUUCGGAUUGUGGGAAAAGUUUCAAUAAUAAUUCCAGCCUUGUGCAACACCAAAGGACUCACACAGGAGAGAAACCAUAUGAGUGUCUAUACUGUGGGAAAAGUUUCAGUCAGAACUCUUGCCUGGUGAUACACCAGAGGACUCACACAGGAGAGAAACCGUAUGAGUGUUCAGAUUGUGGGAAAGGUUUCAGUCAGAACUUUCGCCUGGUGAUACACCAGAGGACUCACACCAGAGAGAAACCAUAUGAAUGUCCGGAUUGUGGGAAAAGUUUCAGUCGAAACUCUUGCCUCGUGAUACAUCAGAGGACUCACACUGGGGAGAAACCAUAUGACUGUCCAGAUUGUGGGAAAAGUUUCAAUAAUAAUUCUAACCUUGUGAAACACCAGAGGAUUCACACAGGAGAAAAACCAUAUGAAUGUCCAGUUUGUGGGAAAAGUUUCAAUAUUCAUUGUAACCUUGUGCAACACCAAAGGAUUCACACAGGAGAGAAACCAUAUGAGUGUCCAGAUUGUGGGAAAAGUUUCAGUCAGAACUCUUUCCUGGUGAUACACCAGAGGACUCACACGGGCGAGAAACCAUAUGAGUGUCCGGAUUGUGGGAAAAGUUUCAGUCAAAACUCUAAUCUGGUGAUACACCAGAGGACUCACACUGGGGAGAAACCAUAUGAGUGUCCAGAUUGUGGGAAAAGUUUCAAUAAUAAUUCUGCCCUAGUGACGCAUAUGAGGACACACAUAGGAGAGAAAGAUUUCAGUUGGAAUUCCAACCUUGUGCAACAACAGAGGACUCACACGAGCGACAAACCACAUGAGUGUCCAGAUUGUGGGAAAAGUUUCCAGCAGAAUUCCAAUCUGCUUAUACACCAGAGGACCCAUACAGGAGAGAAACCGUAUGAGUGUUUAGUUUGUGGGAAAUGUUUCAGUCAGAAUUCCAACCUGGAGAGACACCAGAGGACCCAUACAGGCGAGAAACCAUAUAAGUGUCCCAAUUGUGGGAAAGGUUUCAGUCAGAAUGCCAACCUAAUGAUACACCAGAGGACUCACAUGGGAAAGAAACCCUAUAAGUGUCCAAAUUGUGGGAAAGCUUUCAGUUGGAAGUCUGACCUGGUGAGACAUCAGAGGAUUCACACAGAAUGAGUCCUUGGAUUGUGGGAAAAGUUUUAGUUGGCAUUCCCACCUGGUGGAAUAAUAGGAAACUGAAUGU
Molecule: messenger RNA, 2786 nt
Organism: Pseudonaja textilis
Lineage: Eukaryota; Metazoa; Chordata; Lepidosauria; Squamata; Elapidae
Source: RefSeq, a predicted model, not a curated record